Messenger RNA from Moesziomyces antarcticus, 891 nucleotides. RefSeq names its product DUF1295-domain-containing protein. Gene Ontology annotation, biological process: lipid metabolic process. The transcript has a single exon. The record is from RefSeq and is a predicted model, not a curated record. NCBI's taxonomy places the organism in Eukaryota, Fungi, Basidiomycota, Ustilaginomycetes, Ustilaginales, Ustilaginaceae. Gene Ontology annotation, molecular function: oxidoreductase activity, acting on the CH-CH group of donors. The coding region runs from base 1 to 891 and encodes 296 amino acids. Gene Ontology annotation, cellular component: membrane.
AUGAGCAUGUACACUGUGGGCCUCAAGGCGCUCCUGCCCACCUUGGGCGUCAUCUACGGCUUCCAGGCCGCAUGUGCUGCCAUCGCCGUGCCGCUCAAGACGGAAAAGUACUACGACCUCUGCGGCUCGCUCGGCUUCAUCUCGGCGGCAGGCCUCUCGCUCUACAUGCCCUGGAUCCGCGCACGCUACGUCGACGGCUUCAAGAACGUCGCGCUGCCCACCUCGCUCUCGGCCUUCCAUCCGCGACAGACGAUCAUGACCGCAUUGACGCUCGUCUGGGCCGCCAGGCUCGGCAGCUUCCUCUUCCAGCGCAUCCGCAAGUCGGGCACCGACACGCGCUUCGACGAGAUCAAGCAGAGCCCGCCCAAGUUCUUUGGCGCGUGGAUGAUGCAGGCCACCUGGAUCGCCAUCACUGCGCUGCCCGUCUACCUCGUCAACUCCAUCCCAAAGGCCUCCCAGCCGCCGCUCGGCACGCGCGACGCGCUCGGCCUCGCCAUCUGGAUCGCCGGCAUGGGCCUUGAAGUGGCCGCAGACCGCCAGAAGUCGCAGUGGAGGCAAGACAGGGAUGCAGGCAAGCACAACGAGCCCUUCAUCUCUUCAGGCGUGUGGAGCUGGUCCAGGCACCCCAAUUACUUUGGCGAGGUCAGCCUCUGGACCGGCCAGUUUGUGCUCGCCACCACCGCUCUCGCCAACGCCGGUACCUUCUACCCGACCUGGGCCGUAGGCCUCGCCGCCCUCAGUCCGCUGCUCGAAUACGGUCUGAUCCGCUUCAUCUCGGGCGUGCCGCUGCUCGAACAGAGCGCAGAAAAGAAGCACAAGGACAACCCGCAGUGGAAAAAGUACAAGAACGAGGUGCCGUGCUUCGUGCCCUUCAUCGGCAGUAAGAACUAG